AUGCCCUCGCCCAACAUGGCGGUCUUUUGUCCCCGCCCCUUUGACUUCCCCCUGUCGGGUUACUGCAGCCAUUCUGCAGCAAUCCCGAGAGCAAUGGCGGUUUUUCGCAGACUCCGCGACCGGCUGAUAUGGCGACUAAUAGCCCCCACCCACUUGGGUUUCAACCUUAACCUUCGCCCCCUGGGCUCCUCUGCACAAGAGGAGGCCUCCAGAGCAGCCCCUAGCAAAGCCCCAGACCACAACUAUGAGACCCUUCGGGUGACAGUUGCCCAGAGACACGUUCUGCAUGUAGAGCUAAACCGGCCGGAGAAGAGGAAUGCCAUGAACAAAGCCUUCUGGAGGGAGAUGGUGGAAUGCUUCAACAAGAUAGCCCAAGAUGCGGACUGUCGGACUGUGGUUAUCUCUGGUGGAGGAAAAAUGUUUACUGCAGGUAUUGACCUCACGGACUUGGGUCCAGAAAUCCUUCAGGUCCAAGGAGAUGAUGUGGCCCGCAUCAGCUGGCAACUCCGUCUUCUUAUCUCCAGAUACCAAGAGAGCUUCAAUGUCAUUGAGAAGUGCCCUAAGCCCGUGAUCGCAGCCAUCCAUGGGGGCUGCAUCGGCGGAGGCAUAGACCUCAUCACUGCCUGUGACAUCCGGUACUGUGCCCAGGAUGCUUUCUUCCAGGUGAAGGAGGUCGACGUGGGUUUGGCACCCGAUACGGGAACACUGCAGCGUCUGCCCAGAAUCAUCGGGAACCAGAGCCUGGUCAACGAGCUGGUCUUCACCGCGCGCAAGAUGAUGGCUGAUGAAGCCCUUGGCAGUGGGCUGGUCAGCCGGGUGUUCCCAGACAAAGAGGUCAUGCUUGACACAGCCUUCGCCCUGGCGGCGGAGAUUUCCACCAAGAGCCCUGUGGCGGUUCAGAGCACCAAAGUCAAUCUACUCUACUCCCGCGACCAUUCGGUGGCUGAUGGCCUUAACUACAUGGCUUCCUGGAACAUGAGCAUGCUGCAGACCCAGGACAUCAUGAAGUUCAUCCAGGCCAUGAUGGAGAAGAAGGACCUGAAAACCUUAACCUUCCCCAAGCUCUAAGAGCCCCCACAUCACAGGCCCUGGCCUUGCGCAGCUCAUACCUGUGUUUCUUCAUCCACAGAGAGGGAGGAUUAGUGAAAAUGGUCACCUCACUUCCUUCUCGCCCAGCCUCCCAGUUUAUAAUUUUAUGACAUUGAUUCCCUCAUGCCCACGCGCUUAUCUUCAGCCCACAAACAAUAAAACAAUGUCAAGAA
Molecule: messenger RNA, 1262 nt
Organism: Pteropus alecto (black flying fox)
Lineage: Eukaryota; Metazoa; Chordata; Mammalia; Chiroptera; Pteropodidae
Gene: ECH1
Product: enoyl-CoA hydratase 1
Exons: 10
Coding region: 1-1068 (355 amino acids)
Cellular component (GO): mitochondrion
Molecular function (GO): delta(3,5)-delta(2,4)-dienoyl-CoA isomerase activity
Source: RefSeq, a predicted model, not a curated record